Molecule: messenger RNA, 31953 nt
Organism: Xyrichtys novacula (pearly razorfish)
Lineage: Eukaryota; Metazoa; Chordata; Actinopteri; Labriformes; Labridae
Source: the annotation of a GenBank genome assembly
AAUCUAACCUUGAUUGUCCCGAGAAGGAGGGCGAGGAGUGUUCGUCUGAAGUUUUCUCAAGUCACUGCACUCAAUCUUUGUUGUUGCAUGAAUUUACCGGGACUAAAGACACGUUUUUUCUGUCUCGUAAAAGUUUAUUCAGUGAAAAAGUAACUUCUAACGGACUUUGUACUUCCGCGCACGCGGACACUCUUCAAACAGCCAGCGGUAACUUCUCCAGAUUUUAAACGAUGCUAGCGAGCGGACCCGGAUUUUGUCUGAAUUUUAUUCAUUUAACUGAGGAUAUGGAGGACGGAUAACGUUUUCUGCUCACUAAACCUUUGCAGGUAAGUGUGUAGAAGUGUCUUCAGUGUUUCUACUCAUGUGGUUACUUGUUUGAAUGCCUUAAUUACUCCUCUGACUAACGUAAUUGCCCCAACCAUGUCCCGUGAACUCCUUUUGUAUUCAUACCAGAAAAAAAAAAUCACAUGAAGUUCUGUAAAGUUUAACUUUUAGUUUUGGUAUGCAUUUGUACUGUAGAAAAAAAAAGAGACCAACAUGUGGUUACAUGAAAGUAAAUGCCAUAUUUUGUGCUUCACUGACAUGUUUUUAUUAGCAGAGCUCCCUCUCUUCGCUUUAUCUGUAUCAUGUAAUUCAGUCACUUGUUUCUCAGCAGUUUUGGGUUGAAAAUAAGUCCAUAAGUAUGUCUUUUUUUACAAGCCUUGAUCCUUUUUGAUACUCUCUUAUGGGAAAUUUGAAGACAUUGUUUGGUACUGAUAAUAGCAAUGUAUUGACAUCUGUCUGAGCUUCUCUAAACAUGUUAAACUGCAGUUACUGGAAUCAAUCAAUUCAGCAAGGUUAACCAAGGUCAAUGGUCUAAUUUGCUCUAGCAUUGUAACUGUAUGGAUAUGCUGGGAAAACAGAUGAGUUAAUGAAUAACUGACUGUAACUGGAAGUAUAUACGGUGUAGCUUUACUCCUUGGAGAAAUCAACACCAGGAACUCUAUGAUUAUGUGUAAAAGGUCUGUAGUAAAUUAUACCAGUACACUUUUUAUGUUAAAGCUGCCCAAAGUAUCUGGUUCUUGAUGAAAUGAAAACAACUUUUCAGCCCAGGGAUAUCGACAACAGCUGACAGCAAAUUAUGUAAAUUAAAAUGCUAAAAUGGCCCAUCACUCUUUCACCAGCCACGUGAAAAUGAAUGUUUACAUGCAUGCUGCUGCUCUAGUGGCUGGUGAUGGAUAGGUCAUUUUGAGGCACUUUAUCUUUGUGUCUUUUUCAUCUUGGCAUUUAGCAAACCCACAUUUUUCUUUUAUUACAGCUUUUGCUGUCACCGUUGCUGGUGAACCAGAGUCGUACAAUACCUCACCUACGACAUGUAGAGUCAUGCCGUAUUUCUGCGAGGGCGUUUUGUGGUGGUUUUGAAGGUGCAAUUAGAUUUAAUUUGGCUGCCAAGUGAUGACGGGGUAUUUUAGCCUCACAGGUCCUCUGUCUGGUUUCAGCAUGGAUGAGUCAGUGAGUUUCACUAGAAAGUACACAGAUACCUCUGCAAAGUUGACAGCCUCAUAAACAUAAGUGAAGUUCAUUUCAAUUCCCCCUCUAGCUUUGACAUUCGAUAUCACAGGGCCUCACGGUUUUCCUCACCGGCAAUAACAACAGCUGAUUUUAACUAUAUGCCACAGGGAACAGAGAGCUAACGGCUUUAGAUGUGUUUUCAUAUGAGACUGUAGAUGGUGUAACUCUGCGUAACCAGGUUUCAAAGACUAAGUUUGAUCACUCUAGAUCUAAACAUAGCUCAAAUCAGUGGUUGCAGUUGGGUGCAAAUCUCUCUGCACCAUAAUUAUGGACAGUCUGCUGAUCCGUCUUCCUGCAUCUCAGGAAACGCAACUCAUGCCUUCCUGUACGACAUACCGCACACAGACAAGAAACACAAGUGGGUCAGUUUUGGGAGCUGCAUUGUCAUCGCAGGGUCUGGCAUUGAUGGAGCUGCGGCAUUCCAGACCACUCAUACAUUUUGAUUUAGGUCAAACUAAACAAAGGCAUCACUUGGAAGACUGACUGACCGACUGUCUCUCGUUAAAUUUAUUCCCUGACUCCCCCUUCUUUUCAGGAAUGCAGUUCAUAGAGUUAUUAUGAUCAUGAGCUGUGUGUGCAGUGGAAUUUUACCAUGUCUCCCCUUCUCCGCAUUCUCACAGUCUAAUGUGCAACGUGUCCAAGUGGUUCGGUUCCAGUAAACUCGAGUUGUGAGUGUACAGUGGCUGCAUUGAUGUCGACUCAGGGAGAGGAAGACUGCAUAAACGCUGCUGCAAAAUGUCACAUCAGUCUCAGUGUUUGAUAGCUUCUGAUGACAUUAAAGCUCUCAACCAUGCAUAUGCUAAUCCUUGGACAAAGUCAGUUAGUAAGAGUCUGCCAUCCUGUAUGAUUGAUCUUUAGAGAUAAAUAUUAAGGGAGCCAAGGUGAGUGCAAAGAUGUGGUCAAAGAGUUUUCUAUAAUUUAUUCAAGUCUGGAUGAUAUACAGUACAGGCCAAAAGUUUGGACUCACCUUCUCAUUCAAUGCGUUUUCUUUAUUCUCAUUACUAUUUUAAUUGUAGAUUCUGAGUGAAGGCAUCAAAACUAUGAAUGAACACAUGUGGAAUCAUGUGCUUAAGAAAAAAGUGUGAAAUAACAUGUAUUAUAUUUUAGAUUCCUUAAAGUAGCCACCCUCUGCAAACUUUUGCUGUUCUCUCAAUGCGCUUCAUGAGGUAGUCACCUGAAAUGGUUUUUACUUCACAGGUGUGGCUCGUUAUUAAGCCAUUACAGAGCUUGAUAACAAGCUGAGUAUUUGAAUCAGGUGUGUUGGAGCAGGGGAACAUCCAAAACAUGUAGGACAGUGGGCCUCGAUGACUGGACUUGAGAACAACUGAGCUGAAACAUUUGUUGACGAAAAUGAGUUUUUGGCCUAAAUCAUCUCUUGAUAAUGCUGACCAUCUCUGGAAAAAUCGCCUAAAUCCUUGUUUGGAAGGAACAUGGCAUGCCAAAAACUCAUUUUUGUCAAAAAAUGACUUAGGCCAUUAUUUUAUUAGGGUGACAAUGUGUGUCAUGUAUGUUAAUGUCAUCUGUGCACCAAUAUGAAGUUUUCUAAAGAAUUAAUUAUGCAUAACGAAGUAUAAGUUGUGCUUUAAAUAUAAAAAAAUUCACAGUUUGAUACUUUGCACACAUGUGGAAGAGCAUAAUAUCGAAGUAGACAGUGGUGUUACCAAGGACUAGGUGAAUAGUAUAAUUAUACAUAAUUAGGUGAGUAAAAUGAAGGUUUUAAAAUGUUAAAUUAAAAUAUAAACUCUUUGAAAAACUCUGUAAUAAUGACUGUAUAAAAACAUCAACCUCUUGUAUACCUUGUCCAAUCGGUGCCAAAUUAAUUCUUAAUUCAAAGCAAAGUUCUGUUUUGAUUCCAGCUUUUAUACUCAUUGUACCAUUUGCCAGUCUGGUGACGUGAAUUUUUCACCCCCCAAAAAUUUGAUUGGAUGGGCUUUGCGACUGUUUAUUGUUUAAUGCCUCUUGCACCCCAUGAACAGAAGUUCCAGUCUUUGAACCAGCAGAUACUAUGUAGAUAGAAGACAACGUUUCUCUCUUCGCUGCGGGACAGAAAGAUUCAGAAGAACUUUUGUACCCACAGCCAUCAGACUUUACAACUUUUGUAAAUAGUAGAUGACUUUUUGACACAUGACAACUGAGACUACAGACAAUUGAAUUUCCCUUCGGGUAUAAAAUAAAGUUAUUCUUAUUUUCAUUCUUAAAUCCAGCCCUUUCUGGUAUGCAUAUCACUCCGCGUCUUUCUUUCCUACCACUAUUCUUCUGUAUUCGUUGCCCUAUUUUUUGGUAUAAAACACCACAACAAGCUGGCUUACUGUGUUUUCUUGCCUUUUGAGUCAUUUUAAAUCAGUUUAUACUUUCUCGAGUCAUCUGAAAGAACACUGGAUUAGAUUUAAUACUUUGUUCUGACAUUGGCAUCUCUUAUUUUGAAAGCUAUGCAGUUAGGGACAGCAGCUACAGAGAAGCAAAAAAUUUCCCUGAGGCGUCUCAAGGAGGGUUGGGAUGGAUCAGCACAGACACAUAGCAGCAGAAAUCUGUGCUUACCUUGUUCCUGUCACCAUCCUGCCUUCUUUUUUACUGGAUUUAUUUUUAGAGGCCGACCCCUGACAGGAGUCUGGCCUUGCCCGACUUCCCACUCUUUUCCCUCUUUGCAAGCUGCCGACUGCUUCAGAUGUGUGCUUUUCAAAAGAAACUGUGUCCUCCCGUGUUGCCUCAUAAGUAUCCCUGUGACCCUGCAGUGUUUUGUCUGGGCUUGUUUUUAAGUGCAGUGAUUGAUGAGUACUUUUCGUGCCUUGUCUUUUUCUUUUUAGGUUGUUUACAAAAGGAGACAAGGGGGAAAUGGCACUCUGCUAGCACAACAAGAAGGUGGAUGAAGACUACAAGAAAGACUUUCAAGUAUAAACCUGUUUUCACUUACGAUUUUUGGAUUAAUUGAGAACAGAUUACGUGAUUUCCUGUCCAUCUUUACAAGGAAAUUCCUAAUGCAUUCAUCAAUGGAGAACUGAGGCUGAGCUGUCACUUGCCCCCCUCUCAGCAUGCUGGCUCUGAGGCUGGAGCAGGGCAGGCAAGGGGGCGGUGAGGCUGAUCGCCUGCAGACAGGGGCCACCGUGGCUUGGCAAGGCCGCCAGUCGGGGAGGCCCCCUGCUCAAGAGCGGCGCAUUAACAUCAGGGAGAAGAUCUCCCAGUGGGAAGGUCGCAGUCAGCAGGAUGCCGGGGUCAAAGCUCACCCUCCGACUGUAUCCCGGAGUCUCUCUGGGGAUGUGUUAGGCAACGGGUGUUCCAGCGAGGGAUCAAGAGGGGGACCUCAUGCUAAAACAAACCUCUCAAAAGCUAAGAGCUUAGAUUUUCGGGAAUCCCCAUCACCAGCAGGACAGACUGUGGUUGGUAAGGGGUCAGAGCCUCCACAGAAAUACUCCACUGAAAUUUCAACCUCAGGAAAUAAACCACUAACAGCACAAAAACAUUUUGAGUCCCCUAAAGUUGGGGCUAACAUUGCUAACUCUACAAUUAAACAAGUCACCACAAAUGGUGACCAUAAAACGCAGCGCAUCAUUGACAUUGAAGUAGUUCCCAAACCUCUACCUCCAUCAACUGAUGACCAAGACGACAACAUGCCAGCUGGAAACUUCUACACAUCUCGGGGUUUCUGGCGUAAGCUUGAGGGGGACAGGCUGCUCUGGGAGAAAGGCAAGGACUCUUCAAGUGAACCUCAGCCUCCUCCUAAACCUCGGCGGACAUUCCAGUAUCAGGGAUCCAAAAACAACAACAACACUAGGCACACAUGUCGCUGGGACAACAAAUCCCCUCAGAACAACCGCUCCACCCUGAGAAGAAGCAGGAGGGUAGCCCAGCCACCCAGCUUCCCACCUCCUCCGUGCCCAGGAGCAACAACCAACGGGCUUUCAAGGCAUAAAAGGAACAGGUAAAGCUAACAUCCUACUUAAACACUUGAUGCUAAGAAAAAUAGCUGUUCAUAAAUCAGUCUGAAUCCUAAAGAGAAACAGUUAGUUCUGUAUCAAACAUGUCCUUCCUCUUACACUGCUUCAAACACUCUUUUGGUAUUAUUGAACAUGAACUCAGUGUUUUUUAGGGCAGUGGGGAGGGGUACCUUGUCUAAAGCUGGCUGGGGUCCUAAUGUGAUGUCACACGAUAUUUGGCAGCAUUGUUCUCUAUUGUUUGGAAGUGGCCUAGUUCCUCAACAGCCCUCACACACACACACACACACACACUCUCACUCCUACUGUCAUCUGUGACGGCUCAGCAAAACAAGACGAAACAGUGUAACCCCUGUACAGAUUCCACUUUGGAUGAAAUAGUUGUUAAUCAUAAUAUUGUCUUACAACUCAAAUGGAUAGUAAUAAUAAUGUGACUUUCUGUGACCCUUAUAUUUGCUUAGUGUCAGUAGCAUCCAGACACUGUCCAGGAUUUGGUGACAAAAAUGAUAGAAUAGUUCAAAGUCUUAUUGGUAUUAUGAUUUUGAACGAUUAUUCCAUCCAUCUGAAUUUUCACCUGCUUUACAGUCUCUUACUGUGAACACAGAGCAAUGCAGGAGCCACAGUAUAACAGGCUGGAUGCAUUACAACACUAGUCUCAGAGUCAACAUUCAGGCCCUGAUUCUCCAAAGGUUUAUGAGUCUUUUGCGCCCACUUAACCCGUGCAGGUGAGACAGAAAUAUAUCCUCUUAUUCACAGAGCCAAAGCAAAAGGUUUAACACUCUACGAACUGUGCUGCAGAGAAAGUAGCGUCACUGUUCACCAGUGUUGUUUGCACACAUUUAAAUGAGCCAUUAUGCAGCAUUAAAUACGCCCAUUUUAUGCAAAUGAGCCUUAUUGUAAAAUACAUGUAACUCAGUCAAACUAGCGCUGACAGUUUCAGGGAAACUUUCACUGUCUGCUAAGAGCUGGUGGUAAUCGCGCAGCAAUAUUCUUUAAGAGUUGUCACACUCAUUUCUUCAGUGAGUGAAACAACAUUUCCACCUCUGGAUAACGAACGUAAAGUCUGUCUGUCUUUUGCCCGACCCCUGCACACUCAGGUGGUGCAAGCGUGCAAGACAGUCAUUAGAAUGAGGAUGAGGAUAGAAUGAAACAUCUUUGGGAUUAGCGUGCACAGAGCAGCUCUGCGCAGCAGAGAGUGCAGGUGCUCAUCUUCCUCACAAAAAUAACUGAAAUCCAGGAGCAACUAGACAGAGAUUUGAACUUGGUGUGGGUUUUUUGUUCUGUAGUAUCAUUUGUUUGCUUCAGUGAAUAAGAACUUAAUAUGAAACUGAUAGCAGCGCAAACAAUGCACAAUUCUCAAUGCCCUUGGAGGCCAUCAUACAUAAUUCAUUCUUGAUGAAUUCCCUCCUCAGUUCACGAAUUGACAGGUUUAGAAAAACUAGGGAUGUCCCAAUCUGAUAUUGAUAUCGGUCUGAUAUCGGCAAAAAAUGAAUAUUGGAUUAUAUCGGCCUUUAUCUAAAAUCUCAGAUAUCAGCACUCCGACACAAGCUGUCCAUUCCAGACUCCACUCUAGCACCUAUCUAGCAGUUCCUGGAUCCAGCAUGGAGAGCCCACAUGAUCACAACAACAGUGUGUACUAAGGUACUACCAAAGUAGCACGGAGUAGGAGUGAUGUCAGCCAUGUGGCAGUAUUUUUCAUCUAAUUCCAAAAAAGACAUUGCAGCAGAGUGCAAAACUUGUCAUGCACAAGUUUGUGCCAAUAUCGGAUCAAUAUUGGUAUCAGCCAGUACUAAAGGCUACAAUAUUGGAAUCGUAUUGGAAGUAAAAAAGCUGCAUCGGGACACCCCUAAUAAAAACUGCUGGUAAUUAAAACUGUUUGAUAUUUAAGUUGGUGACUUCCAGACAGUGUCACGAGCUUAAUUUGUACUAGCUGAAAGCAGGUGGUAAUAUAAAACUCGGAUGAAUGUGCAUCAACUUGUGUGCAAGGUAAAACCGAGAGAUUCAUGUGGAUAAAAACAAAUGUAUUUAGGAUGAAUGUAUACUGAACGUAUACGGACGUUGCAUUUUCUUGCCUACCUUUGUGUGAUAUCUGAUACCAAAUUGGGCUGAAAGGAAACCUACAUUGUGGACCUAAUUCAGGCAAAUAUCUCAAGCAGAUAGCUCAUGCAAACUUUAAAACAGACAAACCAAACAUCUCAGGCACACCCUAAGACCACAAUUACAGAAAACAAAACACAUCUUAACUGAAUCUCUUAAAUAACAGGGGUAUAAAACUAUUCACACAUGAAACCACAUGUAGGCUUUUCAAAAUAUUCAUCACAGAGAAAAUGUCAGAGUAAUAACUUCAAGAUGAAAAGAAUCAGCCUCACUGUAAUAGAGUUGAUCAAUAUUUGUUGGUCAUCAGUGAGCUUAGAUCUGGUGUUUUGUCACUGUCUUUGAUUCUGCUCCCUGGGGAGAUUUUUGUAGGUUGGGCGGCUCCCCAUAUUAGUGUGAAUUAUCACAAGCUGCCCUACACAAUAGUUUAUCCACCCAGUUGAAUAGUAAAAUAUCCCAGUUGGAUGGAAAACCACUUACAAUGGACCAAAAGAUUAUGUAUUUAAAACACGAAGACCCUGGGAAAUGAAGGGUCUGUUAUCCUGUAACUAUGAUUUUUAGCUACAGAGGUUUUUUGGAGACAAAGCAGUAUUAACCCCACUGUAAGAUACCUGAGUAAAAAGACUUUAAAAACCCUCAAUGUUCGGCGUGUUUCUGUCCUCUUGAGCAGUCAGUGUUGCAUAUUUGUCUUUCUUUGCUGAGUUGAUGUCUAAAGAUUAUCUCUCACUUACAGUCUCUCUGCAUGUCUGUACAAAGUUAGCAAUGCUCUCUGUCCUGGUUUGUUUACCAACUUCAGAGGAAGCCACAAGGUGUCAUUUACUCUUGUACAUUUUGAAAUGCUUUCACGGGGAUGGGUAUUACAUCACACUCAAAUGAUUCAUGCUGCAGUCUGUCUGAGGCACUUCGCCAAAUUAGAUGUUAUAAAAAGAGAAAUGAGAAAUGAGAGUCAUGGAAUGAAACUUGCACUGAACUCGUACUGUCUUAAAUGACAGUGAAUUUGCUGUAAAUUGAAGGAAGUGUGUGUUUUUCUUUUGAAGUUGUUGUCAGUGAGGAAAGCUGCACAGUGACCUAAUUUUUACUGGCAGUGAACAUUGUCAUACUGUCAGCUGCUAUCUCUGUCAGAGUGUUGUCAAACUCUUUUUCCUUACUGUCUAAAAACUGUUGUACCAUAUGUUCAGUCAUUUCCUCCACUGACAGUUUAUCUCACCCUCUCUCUGCCCUGCUGUGUGUGAUAUCAACAAAAGGAAAAGUUGUGGUAUUAUGACAGCUUCAUAGAGUGAACAAUAGUAUGGUGUCUAUGUCUAGGACAGCAACCAUGCCUCUCUUUUUCACUUCCCUCCCUUCCCUCCCUGUCACAGGAAGUCGUUUGAGUAUGAGGAUGCUGCGCGUUUGACGGCGAAGCAAGGCACUCUGGAAGAGGAGGCGAGGGAGUCAGGCCUUUACCACGCAUACUCUGAUGACAAUAUUUAUGAGGACAUUGUUUGUGAGUUAAUGUACCAGCAUCAUUUAAACCAGUGGUUCUCAAGUCCAGUCCCUGAGGCCCACUAUCCUGCAUGUUUUGGAUGUUUCCCUGCUCCAACACACCUGAUUCAAAUGAUCAGCUCGUUAUCAAGCUCUCAAUGGCUUAAUAACGAGCUAAUCAUUUGAAUCAGGUGUGUUGGAGCAUGGAAACAUCCAAAACAUGCAGGACAGUGGGCCUCGAGGACUGGACUUAAGAACCACUGAUUUACACUGACGAGGGACUGAAUGUCAGUGAAGCAUUGAUCACUGCUAUUUAUCUUUGAAUAUUACCAUGAAUUACAAGUUUCACACUAGCUUUGUUAAACAGAGAUUAAUGUUCAGUCUCUGCCGUUGCUUAGUUGUACAGUUCUUACACUGAACGCACAACCUGGUAGUAAUUUUUGUAAAAGUUUUGUCAUUUUAGUUUUUCUACAGUGUGUAGUUAAUUAUGUUGAAUUAGCCCAUCAUAUUCUAUCAUACUGUUCACAGACCUCUGAAUUAAGCUUGAUAAAAGUGGUAUUACCGCAUACAUAAAGCACAAGAGACUCUCCACCAAGGCUUUUGUUUUUUGGCACCCACAACCUCAAUUUCAGAGCACAUCUCCCUCAUGCUUAUCAUCAGUCCUUGGUUAUGAAAGCUGUUCUACCAUUAGCAGCAGCUCUACAUCUGGAAAAUGUAGCAUGAAAAACCAUUGUGGAUAGUUCCCCACCAUAGACUGUAUAUACUAUGGACAACUUGGUUCCGCCUGUAUACGGAUUUGAAGCCAAAAAGCUCUCUAUAUUUCCGUGAUUUUUCAGCAUUUCCUGAAACCAACACUGCACAGUAGUGUUGUACGCAUUCGAUGAGAGAGUCGCUGAGAGUCACUGUGAUGAGGCUCGGCUCAAACAGUGUAUCCCCCGGGUGAGCUACGCAAUCCCUGAACUCCAAUAGGCUGUAUCAGGUGUCAAUCAUAGAAAACAUGAACCCCCUAAUAACUUUUAAAAACGGAGCUUCACAGAAAAAAUUGGACUUGAGCACAAACCAGUCUUACUGUAACUACAUGUCAACACUGCAAGCAAGGGGAAGAAAAAUCUAUAUUCUGUGUAAUAAAUUUUUAAAGUUUGUCCACAGCCCCAUAAGCUUUGCUGGUGGAGGCGGGAUUUAUGACCUUUACUGCAGCCCAUCAACAGAGGGUGCUGUUCGCAGAUUGGCUUCAUCCAGCAGGGAGGCAGACGGUGUCCAUUCUAUAUACAGUCUAUGUUCCCCACUGAACAGCCGCCAUUGUUGUUGACAAAAUUGAUACAAAAGUCCCUUCUUGAUUCUAAUUGGUUGGUAAUCAGUGCACGUCAACAGGUGUGUCAGUGUUCCAAAAGUUAAUAAAAGUAUUUCAGCGGAGGACAUAGCAUUUAAUAGUUUCUUGCUCGGGGUUAGGGGGCACUUCUGGGGCAACAAACAGCUUUGGUUGGUACAGCCUUUAACAGUGCAAUUAUCCAAACAGUCAGCAUAGUAUUGUACUGAAAUAUAAUGAAAUGAUAAUUUAAGAUAUGAUAAACAUCCACUCAUCCUGACUCAUCCCUCUAAACACUUUGUUUUUUCCCAGGCGACGUGACCAGAGAUAGCCCUUAUGAGGACGUAAAGCUGUCUCCCAUGUGUCUCCCUAUUGCAAGGUCUCAACACCCAAAGGUGACUCAGGAUAUUCUUAUGAUGUCCCAUUCACAGCACAAGUAUUUUUGUCACCUGUGUCGCAAGUGAUCCUUAUCUAACCCCGGAUUCUCAGAGGGAAGAAGGAAGUGUGAUAAUUUGAUUUGAUUUACUUAUUUUAAACCAGAUGACGACUAAACUUCUUGUCUUUCAGCUGCCUCCUAAACCCCAAACAUUGCAGGGUUAUGCUGGGAAAGUGGACAAGAAGAGGUCCCAAACUAUAACUCCAUCCAGAUCCUCGUACCAGACAGAAACUCCCAAACCAGCUACAGCCCGACGAACGAGCACUCAGAAAACACAGAGGAUGCCUCAGGUAAAGAAUAAAAUGAUCUCUGUCAUUAGUUAGUCAUAAGUUUCCACUGUACUGACUGAGGUGAUUUUCUAUUACUACCAUGUCUGUGAGAAGCAAAGUGGCAUGCUGAAUGAUGAAACAUGUGCUACGUCAGAAAGAAAAGAAAGGGGGCAGAGCUUUGUAGAGCAGGAAGAAGAAGACGCUGAAAAGAAUAGAUAGUGGCAGAACAACAUGUAUGAAUGCGUCUCGAGUUCAGACAUAAGUUUGGAUAGACAACACAUGGCUGUGAAAAGAGUGGGGACAGGAUCCAACUUUGACGACAAGGUAGAGUAAAAUAAAACGAAUUAUUCAAGUUCAGGUGAAGACUAGGAGGACAGUGUGGCUUGAAACCUUGUGUGACAUUUGUAUUUUGUGCACCAGCAGGUUCAGCAAAUUCCAGUCAUGUCUAUUUUUAGAGUCUUUGUUGACUUUGUUUCUUGUCUUGUGUAUUACUUUAAAAAAAAACAGUUUAUCUUAAAGACCCACAGAGAUUCAGAAACUUGAAUAAUAUCAAAAUGCAAAACAUGAUAUUUAAGUUGCAGUAAAACUCGGUUUGAUAACGACACUAACAACAGUAAAUAUCAAUUUUUCUUCCUUACUACAGUCCAGUUUUCUUGGGGGGGUGGGAGGGUGUUAUGGUUUCUUUCCUUGUACUAUCCUUUGUUUGUCCUCUUAAAGACAAGUCUUGACUGUCAUUGUGUGCCUUUGUUAUGUGCUUGUUUUCAAGUCUUUGUAUUAACCUGAGACGUAACAUCUCUAUUAAACACUUAGCCAUGUUCUUUCAAAGCAUAAAAGGCAAAACUACAGCAAUGAAAGCAUUAAAAAAAAGCUAAAAUCUAUGAUAUAAUUAUGCACUUAGUGGCUGUGAUAUCAUGAUUCCCUAUAAUCAUAAUUCUAUAAUGGCUGUGAAAUUAUGGGUCUGAAAAGUACCUGUGUUUGCUCUGCUGUGCAGUACGUCAACAAGAUCGAGACCAUCUUUGACGACAAGCGAGGGAGGAAGAGAGUAAAGAACCAGGGAUUUUCAGUGCGAGGUAAGACACACAUUUACACACAGAUGGGCUCACGUCCCUCACAUCACCACUUGAAUGAGAUUAUGUGGAGCCUCUUGGUGGAAAUACCCCUCUUUUGAUGGUACGCACAAGGCCAGCUGCAGCCAGCAAAGCCACUGAUUAUGAAACAAAGGCUGACUGUCUGCAUCUGAUUAUGGUUUCUUAAGUUGUUUCCAUUCCCCUGCUUCUCCCUGAUCUCUCCCUCCUUUAAUUCAUAUCAACAGAGGAGACGAGUGGGACAGAGAGCGACCCCGAGGACAACACCAAAGGUAUCACCAAUGCCACUGAUAUGCUUUGUCUUUAAUUUUCCUUUUCAGUGAAGAGAUACAUGUCUGAUGAAACUUUAGCUUCAUCAGUCAGCGCUUAUUGUUGAUGCUGCCACUAUUAGCAUUGUACUGCAUCAUAAAUAAAAUAUUCUAAGAAUCUGUGACCAAUUAUUUUUUUUCUUGAAACUUGUUAUCUAACUUUAGAGAUAGUUAAUGCGGGUUAAGUUACAUAAUUCUGCCCAGUCAAGUGACAAACAACCACAGUGGGACUGGGAUGUCAAAUGUCAAACAAGCAUAAAAAUAUUUUAUUUGAAUUUUUAUUUUGGGUCUUUUCUUAUUCUGAGGGGUCUUGUUUUAAAUGGUAUAGCUUCUUGAAUGUAAACUUCUACUGUGCAGGGAUUAACAUUUAGGUUCGACUGUAGUUUAGGCAAACCAACAACUUGAAGAUAUAAGCUUUUGCUCAAAAAAAAGGAAGACAAGCUUUUAUUAGACUAUUACUGAUCUUUGAACAUUAUAUGAUCAACCAUGCUCCCUGCCAAAAGUGACUACUAGGGCUGUUACUUGGCAGUAUGAUGAAUCUACAGCCACAUAUUGCAGUAUGCUAAGUCAGGGGUUGUAAAGUCAUCAGUGCCACAAAUCUUUGAAUGCAAACUGAAAGUUGUACAUAUUAUUUUUUCAGAAUCCGAACAGCCUCACAGAACCUAACUUAAUAAGAGGUUUAUCUACAUUUCCUUUAUUCUGUACUGUUGAGUUUUCGAGUUUAAUAUGCUGAUUGUAAUCCUACAUUCUGUAUGCUAAUCUUUUGCAGCUGUAAAUUAAGCCUUUAGCUACAAUUUAAGCCCUGUUUUCACUUUCUUGAUUUAACAUUUUAUUUUGCUCACAAUGGCAAAUAACAGGUAAAGGAUUCAUAAUCCUUAUGAUAACCUCUAUUUGAAAACGGUUGUGUCUGCUGAGCCCUAUCAAUGAAUCCAAUAUGAAAGAAAGGCAUAUCCAAACAGACUUUUUAGUGAGAGCUGAAAAACAUGGGUCAUGGGACAGACGUUACAGAGAUACAUGCAUGCAGUUAUUUGUGAUUGUCAUUUCUGUUACUGUGUAGCUUUAAAACACUUGAUAUUAAAAUUGAAAAUCACAUUCGCUGCUUUAGUGAGCUGAAUGGGAUACGUGUGAGAACGAUCGUAAACAUGCAUUCAUUGUGUGUUCUCCAGCAGGCUCCAGGAGAUUAGUUUACAAACAGUCCACACUGAAACGCAGACCAGGCUACCGCACCCUGGAGAAGGACCUGAUCCAACUGCAGCAGCAGCAGCUCUUCCAGAUCUUUGUGGUGGUCUCACUAAGAAAAGGCUCCAUGGGAAACACCUACACCCCUGAAAUAACGCAGCAGUUCCCCAAAAUGGUAAAAGGAGCUGUUCAUGUGACUCCGUUUUUUUAUCGAGGAGAUAAAUGCUGUUUCGUAAUAGUAUUUAAACUGGGUUGUUGUUUGCGUGCAGGGGACAAUCUCCACCAAAAGUAUAAUCUUGUUUGGCAAAAUGAAAUAAUGAUGAUUCUGAUGAUUCACUCAGGGGAAUAACCUAGUUUAAAUAAGUGAAGAUCUUUCUUUUUUUUUUAUUUCAAUUUUUUUUUUUUUACAUUUUAGAAACUUAAAAAUAGAGUUGAACUGUUGUAAAACUUGGCUGUUAAAAUACUUUAGAUAAAAAUCCUUUUAGAGGUAUUUUUUUUAUCCUCACACCCCAUUAUUUCUUUCCAAUGAUAGCAUUAUAAACCUGUGACCUGGUAGGCCAUCCUGACUGGAGUAAUGUAGGUUGCCAAUGUUGUAACAGGACUCCCCUCUUUUCCAGUUUGAGAAGUCUUCUCGGCUCUCCAGAGAGGCUGAGGAUCAGCUGAGGGUGAUUCCUAAGUUCUGCUUCCCGGACUCACAGGACUGGAAACCUUCUGGACACAUGCCAAGGUCUGGAUGCACCUCAUUCUUGUUUUACUAUCCCAGCAGAUGUAAACGAAAGAAAAUAGCAUCUUAAAGAAGGUAAUACUUGAAUGACUUGACUCUUGAUCAUCUUUCAAGAUGUUUUCUUUUGUUGUCUUUAAACCUCUGAUAUGUUAUUCAGGCAGUGCCCUCUGACUUUAUGUCCUUAAACCUAAUUUGGUUAAGUUUUACCACCGAAAUUCAAGUUUAAGUAUUCUGAGUAACUCUGAAGAAAGACUGUUAAAGACACAUCCUGUAGGGAAAUUUCAAAACCGCAGCAAGAAAAAGAAGACAAACCUACACACUCUAAGCAAAAGUUAAAUAACCAUCAUGUUGACCUGACACAGACCUAUGCACAGAAACAUUGUGAUCAUCAUCCUUUUCUGGGCUUUGAGACAGGCCUUUGUCUUUUUUCGUGACUCUGUUAGUGCAAUGUCCUGAUUUUCUAUUUAUAUCCACAGCUGUCAGAUAUUACCCUGAAACUGUUUCUGCAACAACUGAAUUUCCCCACAGGGAUGACGAGAAUCUCGGCUGAUCUGAUUAAAUGUCUGAGUACUAAGAGGCACUGGGUCCUCUUCUUUUAUUUUCUUUGUUCGGUUCAUUGUGUAAUUUAAGGUCAUGGUUGUCAGACACAUUGCUACACUGUUUUUCGACUCCUAUAUGCAGUAGAGCCCGUAAACACAGUUUUCUUAACUCAUUAGGCUAGUUUCUGAAUGGUUUACCCAUGAGUUUUUUCAAGAUUUUACCUUUUUUUCCAAUUGUUACAAGGUAUCAUGGAUAUUUUAGACGUUUUGAGGCAGCAAAAAAAGAAAUCAGUAUUCAUAACUGUGAUCUCUUGUGUGUUCAUGUCGUGUUUACAGUGAGACCUUCUCUUUUGUCCUGACGGGAGAGGACGGCAGCCGCUGGUUUUGUUACUGCCGUAAGAUCUUGGUAAGUGUGGAUGUGUUGACAUUUGCUUCUGACUCAUCGGCUCAAGUGCUUUAGUGUUUGUGCAUAUGUGUGUGUGUGUGUGCGCGUGUGUUUGUGUGUGUCAUGACGUGGGAUCCCGCCAUGUGCUUACACAACAUCUCAGAGGAGAUGUGAAUCAGUACAUGUGAAUCACAGACCAUAAACCACUUCUGAAUCAAUGACAGAGUGCAACAAGAAUUUUCCCCCUCUUUUGCCUCACAGGGAGAGCUGCUCCUCCAUCUUUUUUUAAGACUCUUAUAAAACAUCUUUUCUUUUGUUGAAACUCUUUGUGAUAUCUACCUUUUCUAUUUUUGUUUUCUGUUUGUAUUAUUGUGGAUGUGAUUAGGUUGUCUUGGACUUCGUUGCCCGAUGUUAUCUUUAGUGUUGGCAGGCAGACAAAUCCCAACAGAGACCUCUGUGUUUUGACUUUUUGGUCAAGAGCUCACUGUUGCUGUCAUGAAAAUAGACUUUGGACAUGUUGGCACUAUCUAAACAUCUAUACAGCAUGAGAUAAAGUGCACAGAUGCAUUAAGGACAUUUCAAACUGUCCUUGCUUGUGAAAAGGUGCAUGAUCCGGACACUGAGUAUAGCACAAGAAACACAGUCUCUUAAUUAUUCAGAGGUGUGUUUUGGGCGUUUCUUUGUAACAAGUGGAGUCAAAGUGUUUUUAAGGAACCGCCUAUGAAGGCACAGCUUUCUAAUACAACUACGUGCCUUUUGAAUAGCGUAAAAAUACUGCGCUGUUCAAGAUACAGAGUGUUGUAUUUAACAAAACAAGCUAGGUAGAAAUCGAGUUUGAUAUUCAUAGUUAAUUUCCUUCAAUGAAUUUCCCUUCAGGGAUAAAUGAAGUUCUUCUAUUGUCUUGUUUUGUAGAAGAUGUUUAGUGUAUAAUUACCUAGCUAUAAAAAUCACUCAGUUUUGCCAGCGUAGAAUGAUCCUUUUAUACCGCCCCAAGCACUGCCCAGCUUCUAGAGCGGCACAGAAUGAUGGACAAACAAGUUACAUACAUGCUUUUGCAUUUAGAGUGUGGGUUUUUUUGUCAAUGCAACAGAUGGAAGACAAAGAAGAAGAGACUGUUGCUGUGUAUAAAAUUUGUAUUGAUAGAUAUUGUUGAGGGUAAAAACUAUAACUGUUAUGCAUCACAGGAGCUUCUUUUCCCUAAAGAACUCUGUCGCUUCACUAAGGCAGCGUUUUUGUCUAGACCUUGACCAUAAGAUAUCUUAUUUCUAUAAGCUGUGCCUUUCACUAAAAAGUUAAAAAAUUAGCUGAAAAACUCAAGAGCGGGUUGUAGCUCGAGGGUACAACUCCAAGAAAAAAAUUCAGCAACGGUGCACCCAACCACAGCUCAUUUUAAAACCAAAGAUGAGUGCACCGAUAGGCACAAGCAAAUCUAGGUCUUUUCAAUACUCUGUAACUGUUGUUCUGAAUUUGUCAUUGACAGUACUACUGUGCAAUGUCCAACAUAAAGAUAGAUGUGAGGAAAGUAGUUGAUACAUUUAUGUCAUCUUAUCUACAAAGCUAUCCUUUAAAUGACCUUUGAUUUGAAUGCACAGUAUCGGUAUUAGCAGACAAGCGGAAAAACUGAUUUGUCAGAUAUGAAAUUGUCAGCCAAUACAUUAUCACGAUACUUGGGCCACAAUGCAAUAAUAUUAUGAUUUUUAACAUUUUGUAAUACAGUGAGUAUUGUGAUACAAUUUGUUGCGAUUUAUACAACUUUUUUAACUGUUUAGCUAAUUUAGCAUUUGUCUUUCUUUUAUGUUUGUCUUAUUUACGCAGUAUUUUACUUUCAUGUAGCUCACCUUGCAAAACAUAUGUAUUUGUUGUUCUAACUUUCUCCUGCUCUAUGAUGUCACCUCUGCCAACCUCACUGGACAAACAGUUGAUUUUAUUUUUCCAUUAUCACAGAUUUGACGUCAUAUUAGCAAUCAAUUUGAAAAAAUCGAUUCUUGGUAAAUGAGACGAUACGAUAUAUCACCAGACAAAAUAUUGCGGUACUAUGCUGAAUCAAUUUUUUCUCCCAUCCCUAUAAUACAUACAGUGGAUAUGUUGAGACAAUAAUCAUGCACAUGUGACUAAGACUUCCACCCACCAACAACAAGCCUCAUUAUGUUGGCUGAAUGGAAAUAGUUUCAAGUGUUGGAAACAGACAGCGAUCUAACAAGUGACACACAGGUGGUGCAAAGUGAGCAAAACAGCAGUCUUUUAACUCUGUCAAACUGAUAGUUCAUCUUAAGAACUGUUUACUGUAACAGCAGCAAAAGAAAACUUCCAUGAUUUAUGGUCGAAUCAAACGUUCUUUGUCAUGUUUCAUGUCUAUUUCUAAAUAGACUGUCACAAUAAGAGUAACGAAAUGUUAUGAAUAUAACUUCUGUUCCCUGAAGGAGAGGAACGAGGUACAACACAUAUAGUAUGGGAUAUCACGCCCCUGCGUGACCUGACUGAAGACACCUUUAUUCACGCCUUUAAGGCAGAUGAUCUGUGGUGACGUCUGGGAGGCUCCGCCUGCACAUAUAUACGUGUAACACCACAGUCAUCCUUCAGUUCGAUAGCCGCUCUUCACCGAGCUCUGCCGCGCAGCGGGGCAACCCAGUGUUGUACCUCGUUCCUCUCCUUCAGGGAACAGAAGUUAUAUUCAUAACAUUUCGUUCCCUUUCAGUCGAUUCACUCGGUACAACACAUAUAGUAUGGGACAUAUAUACACGCCCCGCAGAGCAGCCACCGAACCGAAGUCAAACCUCCAAAACUUUUAGUGCAUUGUAGACCCAGCAGAAAGGACAGCGUGAGCCACCGAAGGUGCUGUCACAUCCAAACGGUAAAACCGAACAAAAGUGUGCGGUGAUGACCAACUGGCUGCAGUGCAGAUAUCACUCACAGAAACCCCUUUAAACAAGGCCCAAGAGGCCGCCAUUCCCCUGGUUGAAUGUGCCUUCACACCUUGGGGCAACGGGAGACCCCUGCUGCCGUAUGCUAAGGAGAUAGCCUCCACAAUCCAGUGGGAAAGCCGCUGCUUAGACAGCGCCUUGCCCUUGGCUGGAUUAGCAAAACAGACAAACAACUGGUCACAUAAACGCACACUCUGAGUGCGGUCUAUGUAAGUGCGUAGUGCACGCACAGGGCACAAGGAAUGCAACCUCCUCUGCUCCUCAGAUGCAAAUGGAGGGGGGCAGAAGCUCAGCAGUUCAAAACUCAUAGAGCUAUAGGCUGUGGGGAUAAUCUUAGGUAAAUACGCCGCGUUUGGACGCAAUGUAGCCUUAGAUCCAUCCGGAGUGAACUGGGUACAAGAGGGAUGCACAGACAAAGCAUGAAGGUCGCCCACUCGCUUUGCAGACGUCAAAGCAAGUAGCAGUGCAGUCUUGUAUGAAAGAAAUUUCAUGUCUGCUGACUCAAUAGGCUCAAAUGGGGGUCCACCAAGAGCCUCAAGCACCAACCCUAAAUCCCAUGAGGGAACACUGGGUUUAAGAACAGGUCUUAGCCUGCGGACUCCCUUUAGGAAGCGCAUAGCAAGAGGGUGAGCGCCUGGCGUCACACCAUCAAAGCCAACAUGGCAUGCAGAUAUAGCCGCCAAAUAGACCUUAAUUGUUGAGAAAGAGAGACCCUUAUCCAGCAGGUCCUGAAGGAAUGUUAAAACAUCCACAAUAGAACUCUGAAAUGGGAGUACAUUUCGGUCCUGACACCACUGCUCAAACGCCCGCCAUUUAUAGGCAUAUAGGCCCCUAGUAGAUGAUGCCCUUGCACUCUGGAUUGUUGCCACCACAUUUGGGGGCAGACCCUGAGCCAUUAAGUUGGACCUUUCAACAGGUAAGCAUGUAGUUUCCACAGUUCUGGGCGCGGGUGAAUCACCUCUCCUCCCGCCUGGGAGAGGAGGUCCCUGCAAAAAGGGAGCUGCCAGGGCCUCGCUACCAGCAGACUGAUUAUCUCUGCGUACCACGACUUCGCCGGCCAGCGAGGAGCCACCAGGAUCAGGGAGAGCCCCUGCUGGCGCACCCUCUCCAGAAUGGGCAGAAUCAUUUCCACUGGGGGAAAAGCAUAUAGCAGCGUGUUGGGCCAUGGGUGAGCUAGCGCAUCCAUCCCCAGGGGAGCAUUGCAGUCUGUUAUGGAAAAGAACAGGGGGCAAUGAGUAUUUGCUCUGGAGGCAAAAAGAUCUACUUCUGCCUUGCCGAAGCGGUCCCAUAUCUGAGCCACCACUAGUGGGUGCAAUCUCCACUCUCUCACAAGAGGACCCCCCUGGAGAGAAGGUCUGGUCCAAGGUUUAAGUGACCCGGAAUAUGUGUGGCUCUGAGGGACAGAAAAUGAACACUGCACCAUAGCAACAGAUAGUGAGACAGUUUUAACAGGGGAAGAGAGCGUGUCCCUCCCUGCUUGUUUAUGUAAGAAACCACGGUUGUGUUGUCCGUCCUGAUCAGAACAUGAUGGCCUGUCAGAACGGGACGAAAGUGCUUCAGAGCUAAAAGGGUAGCUAGUAGCUCCAGGUAAUUGAUGUGGAGUUUGCAUUGUGCUGGCGUCCACACACCUCUCACUGCUGCGCCCUCGCACAGAGCCCCCCAACCCCUCAGGGAUGCGUCUGUGGACACCACCUUGCGAAAAGACACCCUCCCUAUCGGAGAUCCCUGUUGUAGAAAACCGGGUUCUCUCCACGGGAGAAGAGCCGACAUGCAAGACUGAGUUAUCGUCAGCCUCCUCUGGAGGUGACGCUGCGCGCACAGCCGGUGAGACUGAGUCCAGCGUUGAAACGCUCUCAUUUUUAACAGUCCGAGCGGCACUACAGCGAUCAUAGAUGCCAUCACGCCUGUCAGCUGUAAAAUCGUCCGGAAACACAGUUUGCGUCCCAACUGAAAUUGUGCAAGGCAGCGGUGAAACGCAGCCACCCUGCGUUCUGACAGACGUGCUCGGCUUGAAACGGAGCAUAUUUCCAGCCCGAGAAAUGAUACCUGUUGACUCGGAGUCAGUGAACUUUUCUGUAAAUUUACUGAAAAGCCCAGUGUUUGGAUGUGCGAUAGGGUCAAUGACAGCUGAGCCGCUGCUCGCUCUCUGGAGCUCGCGAUUAGCACCCAAUCGUCCAGAUAGGCUAAGAUGCGAACACCUUUCUCCCGUAGCGGAGCUAAUGCCGCCUCGACACAUUUGGUAAAUGUUCGGGGGGCGAGUGAUAAGCCGAACGGCAGCACCAGGUAUUCGUAGGCUAUGCCCUCGAAUGCAAACCUUAGAAACUGCCUGUGGUCCGGAUGAAUUGCUACGUGAAAGUAAGCAUCUGUCAGAUCGAUAGUUGUAAACCAAUCUCCCGGUCUGAUCGCGCCCAGUAGCUGUCUGAGUGUUAGCAUCUUGAACCUGUAGGUUCGUAGGUAUUUGUUUAACACUCGCAAGUCUAGGAUAGGACGGAGCCCUCCUCCUUUUUCGGAACAACGAAAUAGCGGCUGUACCAACCUUUGUUCGUUUCCGAAGCGGGAACAACUCGUAUCGCCCUCUUGUUCCACAAGUUGUUUAUUUCUUCCCUCAGCACUGCUGCUGCUUCCUCUGCUACAACUGUGUGUAUUACAGAGUGAAAGCGAGGCGGCCGGACCCUGAACUGUAAGCGGUAGCCGAUGGCAACAGUUCUCUCUACCCACGGUGAGACUGCGCAUGCGCGCCACCGAGAGAGACGAACAGUCAGUCGACUGACCUCCAGUACUGUGGGGGAGGGGUUGUCGCCCCCUAGCGUGCCGGCUGGGAACGGCAACACUUUCUCGCCCAGACUUGAUUGAUUCAUGAUGUUUUGAGAACAAAACGAAACCUUUAUUUGAUUCAAAGAACAUACAUUUGUGACAUUCACACAGUGAACAACAGGCGCCAUUAUUGGGGCAUGUGUAUGUGAGGGGGGGUUGUGCUUGGGAGACUGUGUUAAGGGAGUGCAGCGCCUCUCGGGACCGGACCCCUGAACGAACUUUAAACGCGGCCUCUUUGGCGGCAGAAAAUGAAGGGCGGCAGUGUCUCCGUGCUGCUGGCCCUCUCGAGUCGAUCCCGAAGCUAGGAUGACUGCUGCUUCUUCUUCCUGGGCGCCGAGUCCCUCCGGAAGCUCGGUGGCGGACCCUUGUUCCAAGCCGAAGGGCGUGGGUUCUGACCGGGUACAUAUCGCUUCACCGGCUGGGGCCCCAAGCUGGCGGGCGCUGCAGUCCUCUUAGGGGGAGGCGCUGGUGCCGGUUUGUGCGGAUAACCCUGUUGUUUGGGCCUCGCAUCACGCCUGGGGAUGAUGCUUCUCAAAGCUUCGGUUUGUUUUUUCCUCAGCUCAAACUUAGCUUGAAUGUCGUCGAGGGACUGCCCAAACAAACCGCUGGCCGACACAGGCUCGUCCAGAUAAACCGCUCUGUCCCUCUCCGGAACGUCGGAGAGAGUCAGCCACAGGUGCCUCUGCGCCACCACCGUGGAAGCCAUGCCUCUACCGAGAGACAGCGCUGCACAGCGGGACACACGGAGGAUGUAAUCUGUGGCGACCCUAGCUUCAUUGAGGAGAGGAGUAAGCGGACUGUCAGGAGGCAUACGCGAGCCGAGUUCUGCCAGACACAUAGCUUGAUAUGUCUGAAGCAUAGUGACGGAGCUCAGUGCACGAGCCGUAUUUGCCUGUGUCCUGUAAAUUUUAUCCAGCUGUGACGCUGAAAAUCUACAGUGCUUGGAUGGGAGCGUGAUGGGGCCACCGACACCGUGAUUCUGGGCCGGGGCCAGAUAAGCUGCCAGGGACGCCUCCAUAGGCGGAGGGUUCACCAAUCCAGCUUUUUCAGCUCCAUCUAGAUCCAGAAACUGUCCACAACCGGGCACUGUGGCGCGGGUGGACAGCGGCUUGUUCCAUGUCGAGGUUAGUUCCGCGACAAAAUCCGGGUACAUGGGCAAACUGUUCUUAACAGUCGUCGGUUCGGGUGGGAGAAAAAACCCUGUGAACCGCGACGGUUUUUGAGCUGGAGGAGGAGAGGGCCAUUCUACCUCCAGUUUCUCAGCUGCACGGCGGUACAGUGAGAGGAAGGAUGUGUCGUCCAGAUCAACCGGCGCAGCAGCGGCGGCAUACUGACCUGAAGACAACGGCUCCAGCUCAUCUUCCGAAAAACCCUGCACGUCCAGGCCGAUGUCCAGCACGUCAUCGUCCUCCUGGUAACAAGCUAGCCCGGAUAGCGGCUGGCCAGCGCCCUCGGAGGGGCCCGGCUCAAACCCAGCUGACCCGUCAGCACACUCCACAUGGUCUGCCCAGCUUCCAACUGAGCCUUCGACCAGAAAGUCCUCACCACCGGACUCGGACGAAGCCGGGUCUCUGGACUCGGAAAGGAGGGGGUCGUGCAGCGCAACAGCGGUUUUUCCAAGAAUUUUCUCCACAAACUUGACCCGCCUUCCCAGGGUUGAGCUCCGAAGCCGGUGACAGGACUCACACGACUCGGGCUCAGUCAACACCCUCCUGGCGUGGACAAUCCCCAGGCAAACGGGACAAGCCUCGUGAAGAUCCUUCUCGUGAAGGGAGAAGCCGCACCCCUGAGGACAGGGGCGAACAGAAGACUUCGCCUUCACCUUCAUGGGCUUAGAGCUCAUAACGAGACUCAAAAGCUGAACGAAAUUAGCGCUCCGCGGGUAGCCGUAGGCUAACACCAACAGGGGCAGUUGAGCUAAAGUCGAUCAAGCAGUAGCCAGAGACAAGACCAGGCUAAUUUAGCAGCAGCUAGUUAGCCCGACUCGGUGUAGGUGUUUUCAGCGAGGUGAAGAGCGUAAGAACUGAAGGAUGACUGUGGUGUUACACGUAUAUAUGUGCAGGCGGAGCCUCCCAGACGUCACCACAGAUCAUCUGCCUUAAAGGCGUGAAUAAAGGUGUCUUCAGUCAGGUCACGCAGGGGCGUGAUAUCCCAUACUAUAUGUGUUGUACCGAGUGAAUCGACUGAAAGGGAACAGGUUUAUUCUAGUACAGAGGAGACUAAGUGGUAUUUACAUAAAUGAUUCAAAAAUAUUUGGCCUAUUAGAUAUUCUGCACCCCUAUUUUUUUAACACAGGGAAAAAAACACUUUAAUUUCUGACUCUGAUUGUACUCUGUAAAUUGAUGUACAUAUUUUAUGGGUUUCACUUGUUUAUUUUUGUCAAAAGUUUCUUUUUUGCUACUUUUUUAUAACAUUCGAACCUGUACAUGUCUUUUCAGCCCAGUGGCAAAGGGAAACGGCUUCCUGAGGUCCACUGCAUUGUGAGCAAACUGGGCUGUUUCAACCUGUUCGCCAAGGUAAGGCAACUGUACAAUGCAUCGACUCCCCUGUGUCUGCUGAUAGAGGCCUUUGUGGGGACAUGAAAAGAGCAGGAGGUGCUAGAGUUCAGUGGUAAUCCUCUUGAAGUGUAUCAUAGCUGCCGCCUUGAAACUUCGUGUUUGUAUUUUGAUUGAAUGAGGCUGCACCAGAGGAUAAUCCUUAGAAAUCCCCAGGUGUGUAUCACCAAAAAAAAAGAAAUUGUAUGCAUGUAACUUUGUCCUGCCCAUUUUUUCAGUUGGCUGAAGGAAAUUUACAAACAGUGAAGUGUGAAUGUGGCAGUCUGGAAAACUUCAUUAACAUGCAGAGCUGCAUCUUGCCUGUGUUGUUUUGUUUAGAGUUUAAUCAGCAUUAGUUCCUUCAGGACACAAACAAUGAUUUCUUUGCCCCCGUCUGUCCAGAUUCUGGAGGAAGUGGAGAGGCGCAGGGAGAUUUCCCCGGCGCUGGUUUAUCCUUUUAUGCGUAGCGUGAUGGAGGCCCCAUUUCCAGCCCCUGGUCGCACAGUCACAGUGAAGAGUUUUCUCCCCGGCUCUGGGAAUGAGGUAACCCUGAAACCAAAAGAGGAAAUGUUAAUUAGUAGUUGAGUUCCUCCUAACCACUCCUUUCUGCAGAGUUGGAGUGACUCAGACUGUGAGGUUAUCUGUGUAAACAAUAGGGAAAGUUUUUUCAGCUUAGAAGGGUUCAUUUUUGGACAGUUAUACUUAACCAGUCAACAAUAAUCAGAUUCGUCAUCGUAACCAUAAAGUGACUCAAAUAAGUGGAGAAAGCGCCCCUCCCUUAGCGGGAAAUGUAACAGAAUGAUUACUUUCUUGUGUUUCAGCAGUAAAGUCACAACCAGUUCAAUUUUUAAGAAACUUUUAAACAAAUGUAUUUCAGUACACUCAAGUGUCUUUACUCACAAGCUUCAGGCAUUCAUUAAACAUACAGCGUAGUGCAACCAGUGAAAACAGAUAGAGCCUGUGAUACUGUAUUUACACUGUAGCCUGACUGCAUGUGCUCUUAACAGGUAUUGACUCUGUGUCGACCGGUGGACUCCAGACUGGAGCACGUGGACUUUGACAGUCUGCUGCAGUGUCUCAGUGUCGGGAAACUCCUGCAGGUGUUUGCCUCCAUUCUGCUGGAGAGGAGGGUUAUCUUCGUCGCUGACAAACUCAGGUACUGCUGCAAAAACUUUUUUAAUGGUUUUAAUGGAAAAGGAAAAUAUUGAUGUAAUGUUCAGAGAAGAGAGUGGCAGGCUAGCUUUUUAUAGGACUUGACCCCCCGACCCCCCAUUUAUGUUCAAUUAUAGUUAAUGCUUGAUUACACAAAGGCUGAGGUAGGGCUGGGCGAUAAACUGCAAAAACUUACCGAUACCAAAAUUUACAACAAUAACUUUUGCCCAUAUUGGUAUAUUCGGUGUCAAAAAAUUUAAUGAUUAAAUAAAUAAAAGUUGUUUUUGGAUGUGUGUAGGUAGGCUAUGGUCUCAUGUCCCUUUAAGAUGCUGUCCUAUGUCAGAGACGUGACUCCACCCAAUCCAGUCAGUAACAAAGAGGUAAAGACAGGUGAAGAGAUGGAGGACGGUUCAAAAGUUGUAGCGGCUGAAACGGCAGCUGAAGUAGACAAAGUUAAUGUGGGAGGGGCUAAGCAGCUUGUGGAGUAGUUACCGUCCAUUUAUCCUUAUCAGGGUGAACUGCUCAAUAUAUUGUUAUAUUGAUUUGAGGCCAUAUUGCCCAGCCCUAGUCUGAACCGUGCAGCAUGGUCUUAAAGAGCCACGGAACACCUUGUUGCCACUACUGUAAAAACUUAACAAAUGAUUUUAAUGGAAAAGGAAAAGAUUGAUGUAAUGAUCAGAGAAUGGCAGGUUAGCUUUUUAUUGGACUUAAGCCCCCUCACCCCAUAUAUGUUCAGUUAAAACUGAUGCUUGAUUAAACAAAGGCCGAGGCCUGGUGACAUUUAUACCUGUGACCUUUUGUAGGGCUGUGGCAAUACCACAAAGGCAAGUUAAGACAGGCUUAUUUGAACAGCCCAAUAUCACUUACAGAGUGUCACUGGGCUCUUUCGGGCCACAAGAAUAACAGGAUCUAACCCAGCCCAAGCUCCUUGACACAAAGAAAUGAACUCUGCAAAAAGGAUAAACUGCAUCGUUAAAGUAGGAAUGAGAAGGAUCUGUUGGUUGAAGAGAGGGAGUGGUGUUAGUCAGGACACUGCAGUGACUCUGGGAAACAAAUGUUAUUUUGUGUCAGUGUCAUGGCGGUUAUAUUGUAAACCACAAAUCAACACCUUCAUUCAAACCCAACCCAUGCUGGAUUUGUAUUUAUCCAGGUGAUGUCACAAAUCAUCCAGACCCAUGUGGGCUCUAUGAGAUACACAAGACAGAAAUAUGACCCUGUCAAUCCUUUUUUUUUCCUUUGGAGUGUCAUCCUCACAUGAAGUUUACUAUUCAUGGUUUAGGUCAGCACACUUGAGUCCUAGAGAUUUACACACAGAAGUUUUUCUUAUCACUGUCCAAGUGCAAACUCUCUGCAGAUACAGACUCAGCUGCUUUUUGUACGAGUCUAUAUAUUGCUUUUAGGAAAAGCAAACUCAUUAGUCUGUUAAUUAAGGACUUUGACAUGUUAAAUAGGGAGGUUUUAGAGGUUAAUUUUCAAGAUGUUUAAGGAAAUCAGCAGUGCAAGUGCCAUGCCAAGGUCAGGAUUAGAAGGUUGAUUGGGAGUCAGCAGAAUGAUGGGGGAAUUUUUAUGCUUUAAAGUCUGAAUCUGAGUCUGAGGAUUGUUAUAAAUCCUGCUGUAUGGAAGUAUCAAACAUGGAGUUUGAAGAAAUUGGUUAAAAAUAGAAAGGUCAGAGUUGCAUUUUUUUCAAAAGAGCCUAUUAAAAGCUGAAAGACAAACUUUGACAAAUAUGAGAAAUGACUCAUCACUUUUUCAAUCAGGAGGAUAUAACAGGGAGUGAAUAGGAGAUGAGUGUGCUGUUAAAAAUAUGCUGAGUUUGGCAGAAUGUUUUCCAAAAGUCAUGAAAGAGUUGAACUUCUGAAAUUGACCAAUUAAAAGGAAGUAGCUGAGGUUUUUUCAAAGUAUGUUGGCAGUUUGUGUUGAAAGGACAUGGCGUGUCAGCAAAACUAGUUGCAGUUAAAAAAGUUCGCUGAGUAAUAAAGACCAGUUGUGUCUUUGGAGCAUUUAAGUGCAUGUAUACUGUUUGCUGAAAACCACCAGGGCCACUUGCUUUAAAAUGAGGUAGAAUAGUAUUAAAAUGUCACUCGCAGCUAUGAUUGAUAUCCAUGUGUCAUAUGAUCAGUGUGGGAACUGAGAAGUGUUUGUGUGAUUAAGCCUCUCUCUCCUCCCUUGUUCUCUCCAGUGUGUUGUCCCGGUGUGGUCAUGCAGUGCUGGCGCUGCUCUACCCCUUCACCUGGCAGCACACCUUCAUACCUGUUUUACCAGCCAGCAUGCUGGACAUAAGCUGCUCCCCCACCCCGUUCCUCAUCGGGGUCCUGGCACCGUGCCUGCCAGAGGUGUUGGAGCUUCCUAUUGAGGAGGUCAGUGAGAAUAGAAUUGCUUCUAAUAUUUAUUUUGUGUGAAGAAAUAAAAAUGUACAAUUAUCUAUUUACAUUUCUCCCUGCAGAUACUCUGUAGGGGAGGGCGAUGUAGCGAAAAUAUCUGCAAGAGUUUUCAUGACAGAAUUGUAAUCUUGAUUUCAUCACCUUUUGUUUUUAUAUUUAUUUUAAGACUAUUUUGCAAGCCUUGUGUUACCCUUAGAUUUACAACCUUUCUUAACACUCAGUGGCUAAAAACAGCCACUAACAUUGACUGCUGUAAAAACAUAUUGGAUUCAUAUUUUUUCCAGAUUUUUUUAUAUAUCUCUUAAUUAACUUCUGCUCUAUUCAAAACUAGUAAAUGUUUAAUUAAGAAUCAAAAUUUUAACCCUUUAAGGACCCAUUUAAAACAUAAAGUCACUAAUAUUGGGAAAAAAUGGGAGGAAAAUUAGUGAUUUUCAUUAGAUUUAUUUUCUAACAUAUCAGUGACAUUGUGUUUUGAAUGGACCCUCAAAGUGUUAAAAAAAUGUUUUUAGAUGAAACAUUUACUAGUCUUGAUCAAAGCAGAAGUUAAUUAAGAGAUAUAUGAAAAAAAAUUGGAAAAGAAUAUAAACCCAUUAUGUUUUUACAGCAGUCAAAGUUAGUGGCUGUAUUUAGCCACCGAGCGUUAACAACAGAUGAAAAUUUUUAAUUUUUAAUGUUUUGAUACUAGUCUAGUAAAUUAAUAAGAAACCGUAUUGAAAAUGUCCCCUGCACUCUUAUUGGUCACUCAGUCCCUCCUGUCCUUCAUGGCCUCAAUAAUCAGAAUUACCCUGUUCAGUCUCCUUCACUCAAAGAGAGAGUACUGAAGGAGAAACAUCUUACAGAGACUCAGCUCAGGCUCACCACAUGUUUGUAUAACCCUUGUUGCGAAACAGUGCACUGAGUAACUGUCAUUCUUUCCUCCCUCUGUCCUCACAGGUGCUCAUAGUGGAUCUGUGUGCAGACAAGUUUGUCGUUCAGGUGUGUACACAGAGCCGUGUGCAGCAGGGAAUGAUGGGUGUGGUCCCACAGGGGAGGAUGGCUUUGCCCACACUUGUCCCUUGUUUGCAUUUGGAAUGUUUUGAGUGUGACAGAGGGAAAUUUAUGCAACACCCUGAAGCACAGCAGAUAUCAGAUCACACUGGAUAAUGUCAUGACGUCAAGAACAAGGCAGUUUUACAGCUGAUUCAGAAGUGUUGUUUUUCAUCAGCUGACGUCUUAAAAGUGUUAUUAAUGUUCAGCCUGUUGGGGGUGUCUGUAGUGACUGAGUCUGUCUGAACUUGACUUAGUUCCUGUUUGAAAUUUCAGUUAGGAAAGUUAAUCUUUUUUGUCUCAUUCCCUUCCAAAAUAAGACUCAGUUCUAGUAUUUUUACACCCAUGACCUUUUUACACAUCCUCUGGGAUCUUAAUGACCUAGUAGUACCAAAAAAAAACAGAUUGCUCAUGUGGUGGAUCAGUUACACUGCAGCUGGGACUCAAUCUGUACUGGCUGUAAUGUAAUUUAAUGUGGCAAAUGUACUCAAACAAAAAGGCAUCCUCUAAAAGUUUCCACUGACAGACAUUGUUGAUCUUUUUGUGAUUAAAAUGAAACACUUACUGAUUUAAUCUUUUUCUUCGUAGACCCUGUUGACCAAAAAAUUUCAUUUCACACAGGAUUUUCUGAUCCACUGCUGUCUGUGCUCGUUAGUUUGAGUGUUUGUGUUGUAUCAGAUCCAGCCUAACCCUUUAAAACAACACUCACACAAUGACAAACAAAAAACACGCCAAGCCAGCAACAGGACAGCAGCUUCACAGGCAGAAGUACAAACAGUAACGUUAGUCAGCUGUGGUCACUCUAGUUCCUGGUUAAGAAGAUUAUCUUACCUAAAAAAAAAAAAAAGGUUAUGUUUGUCGAGGUCCUGUGUGUUGUUAUGUAAUGCAUUUUGAAACAGUGAUCCAUGUCAGUCUGUGGCACAAACAAACACUUUGAGUGGACUGGACACUCUUUGUUUAAGUGCAUUUAGCCCAAAAGAUAAUGCUGCAGAUCUAACAGUGAGUCCUUAAAGCUCUGGCUAACAGAUCCACUGGAGCAAUUACAUGUCUGUCUUUAUUAAAUCCUCAUGUGAACUCUAAAUAUGUUUAAAAAAAAAGGCUCAGGUUUAGUAAUAACACUCUUUGUCUGUAUUCAAACUAUUCAAACAGAAACUUUUACAGACUGUCUUUAGUGCAUCCAUGUAACUGUUUUUCAUUCCUGUGAUGUGUGACAGCUUGGAGACGAAGAUUGCAUCCUGCCCAGCAAACUUCAGGCAGCCCUGCUGCAGAUCCUGGAGGAAAGAGAGGAGAUACUGAGACAGGAUGAUGCAGACAGAUAUGGAGGUUUGUUUGACAUUUAUCAUGUACCAAACUUUAUGUCACUCAGGUUUUUCCAGCAUCCAAAGUUACUGAUUACAGAGCCAUGAAAGUCUCUACAGUCAAUCAUUUGGAGAUAGCUUUUUUUUCCUCUCAUUUGUGAUGAAUAUAUGAGGUCUUGUCUGAUCACAGCAGCAUCAGAUCACACUUGCUGUUAGAACUCUUGUACUGCUCAAGAAGCUCUGCAGUUUUUGCAACAAAGAAAAGACAUUUGAAAGUUUUGGUCAGCAUCAUGUAAACAGAUCCUCUAACAGGUCUCAGACCGCUGCAGGAAUGUAUGAAAACACAUCUGUUAAUGAUAUGUACUGCCAUGUUUUGGAGUUUGCUCUUAAUCCUUUUGUUUUAUUCAAACUGUGGUCUGCAGGUCAGCAGGCUGACCUGAGCUCUUUGGUGUCGGAAGGUUUCGUGCGGUUCUUCGUGGAGCUGGUGGGCCACUAUCCUCUCCAUAUGGUGGAGACCUCCAACGGGGGCAGGGAGCUGCAGCGCGACAGCUUCCGCAAAUCUCACCCCUCCCGUGGAGUCCGCCAAUUCCUGCAGCUCUUCAUGGAAACUCAGAUGUUUGCCGGCUUCAUUCAGGACAAAGAGCUACGCAAGGGAGCGGGGAGAGGUGAGCGUGCUGAUGUAGCAGUGUUGCAACGGUCAAUCCCUCACUACCCCUAAAGAAAACUUGUUUUCCUCUCCACAGCUUUUGUUAACAGCUAAUUUGACAGUCUACAGGGGACUAUUUUCUGUAUGUUUGAGACUGAAGAGUUCUGGAAAAGCAGAACAAAGUUAAACACGAUUUCUUCACACUCAGUUUUGACCAUUCACUGCAGAAGUGGCCUCACUGUUACUCACUAGUUUGUGGACUAAAGUUUGGCAUUGAGCACUAUUUUGUGGUACAUCCUAUAUUGCUCAACCUGUGCUAUCAUCUUAGCUUAGCAGGAUAAUUAUUUACAAGCUGAACACCACAAUUUAUUGAAAAAGAUUACAAAUUACCCUCUGAGAUUUUAAAGUCAAUGCUUAAACGUUUACCAAGAUGAUAAAUAUAUAUACAAUCAGGCUGUUUUUAAAAAAGCAGCUUUAAGAUACAUAAGUUUGUGAUACUUGUCUGUCUCUUUCUGUGCCUGUAAAUGGGUCCAAGCAAAGUUUCUGCACAGCAAUGAAACCUCAAAAGGGAAAAGUCUUACUGCUAAAUAACACUGGUUGCAAAAAACGCCCUGAAAAGAAGUUUGAAACUUGAGUAUAGAAGUCAGAUGUUUUGGCUAAAUUAUCUGCUAAAUACAGUAGAUGUAAGUUGUUGUGAAAUUUGAAAGUAUUCCCAACAUAUGGCUUAAGUUAAAUGAGCCACCUCCUGCACUUGGAGAAAAACAGAGAAAAAUGUAUUUCUCUGUGCAUGCAAACAUCAGAGUAAUGAACUGUGUUGCAGGGAAUAAAAUCUUUUGUUAUUGUAAGUUUAACAUCUGGUUUUGCAUUUUUUUUUCCCCGUCUUGAUGGCUUAACAUUUCCAUUUUUCCUCUCAGGUCUCUUUGAGUUCAGAGUAGCUGAGUAUUUGGAUGCGUGUCCUGAGCCGGAGCCGAGCGGUGUGAACAAGUUUCUUAAAGGACUGGGUAAGUGAUCCUCUGGCGCUAAGUGUUUAUUUGGAGAGCCAAUUCACAACAGCUAAUUUUCUCCUUGUUUUUUUCAGGAAACAAGAUGAAGCUCCUACAAAUUAAAUGAAAAUCACCUUAAAUGAUAAAUGAAAGACUUUGUAAUGAAAACCAGAUCACCUGCUGCUGCUGGACUUGCUGGGGAAAUGAACGUGGAUGAGAGUUUAAUGGCUGGAUGUGAAUGAGGUUGUGAGGAGUUUGGAUACAAGAGGACCCAGCUCAUCUUUUAGUCAUGUUUGCAUAUUUGAGAGUGGUGCACUUCUUUUUGGAUCAGAACUGGAAAAAAAAUGACAUUUACUUUCAGGCAUUAAAUGAUGCUAAGAAUGAUCCUGCAAAAAAGACAUUCCUGAACCUCAAUCCAAUCAACAUGGAUGUAAAUGUUUUCUUGUUACUUCAAAUGAAAAGAUGUUUACCUAAAACAUGUAUAGGCUUGACGUUUUGAGUCAUUGAUUUAAUUAAAAUGUUUGUAGAGUACAUGAAACUUUGCCACAUUUCAAACUUGUAAAUACUUAGUGAAGAUAAUGUGCAUGGUUCCAGCCUGAUGCAUAUAUUUUAUUUUUAAAGUAAAUUCAAAAGGGUAUGUUGCAUUCCUCUCAGCACAAACUGUAAAAAAAACUUUGUUUACUAUUUUUUAUUAGAAUAUUCAAAGUGUUAGACAUCUCAGUUAAACCUCUCUAAUCAAAAUGAGAGUUUAACAUUUCGAGAACCUGUUUUUUUCCCUCUGUCCUUUACCUUCUCUCGAACUGGAUUUGUAAAUAUUUUUUACGUUUUGCACAAUUUUGAGAACCAGUGUACAGUAUUUGGAGUAUUUUUAUACUAAAGCAUGAUGUUUCAUACAUAGACUACUUUUUAAAUAAAUGGGUUCCCAAGGACAA